Messenger RNA from Suillus plorans, 1077 nucleotides. RefSeq lists its product as uncharacterized. Lineage: Eukaryota; Fungi; Basidiomycota; Agaricomycetes; Boletales; Suillaceae. The record is from RefSeq and is a predicted model, not a curated record. The transcript is spliced from 6 exons. The coding region runs from base 1 to 1077 and encodes 358 amino acids.
AUGGGACCAGGGUCUCGAAGGGACACACUGGAUGAUCACUUCGGUGAUUGGAACUGGAAGAAAUUAGUUGGCCUCGGUGCUACUCUUCUUUGCAAGAUGAAAGAGGCUAAUAAAAAACAUACAGCUCACGCGAGUGCUUUUGAAGAACUCAACAAAGCCUUGAAGCCAGAGACUACUGCAGGAUGGAGAGCGUAUGUCGAGUAUUGGGAAGAAAAUCCCAAUGAUGCAUCUGUGCCCAAUCCUUUCGAAACGAAGGUUUCCACAAUCACGCAAGCUGCAGUUCGACUCAAACUGGUUGAAAUGGAAUCGCGUCAACUUUGCGAAGGAAAUGACAUGUCGCUACAUCCAGAUGUAUCAACCAGUGUGUUUAUCGCAACUGGAAUUGACCUCGAGAGUGAACACCUUAGGCAUUGCUUCCAAUCAGAUUUUUCUCUCCAAGGAGCACACCAAACAGAUAGACAGAAGACCGUCCUCAUGCAGCAGUGGAAUGCACUCCAGUGCAAGGUGGAUGCAUGGAAGCGAAUGCAACUGCUCUACACUCCAACAGUGCAGUUGUUAUCAUCCCGAAUGGAACCCAUCGGCAUGCCAGACAAUCCAGAAGACAUCAAGCUCUUUUUACCAUCAUCAUUGACAGCUGACUCUGUAUCCUGCAGCCCUCACCUUUUCACAAUCGAGUGGGAACUACGAAUCGCACAGGCUGGAGACGCACUGGAUGACAUCAGACGAAGUCUUCGACUACGUGACUACAUGUAUACCUUCAAAUGGAACUGGAUUCAUGGACAGAGUGCAAACACCUGUGUGCAAAAUGCACUUGGCCGAGUAGAGGCAAGGGCUGCAGCUGCAGCUAACAAAUAUUGUGCGGCCCAUGCUGCAUUAUCUUCCCUUGCACCUGUUCUAAACAAGAAAGGAGAAAGUGAGGGCAGAAGGCAGCUCUUGUGGAUUUGGAUGGUGGAAGGAGUUGGAGAUGACGAGGAUGAAGUAGUCCAGGAUUGUCUUCGUAUCGAGUGGUGCAAAGCUCAUGCUAGGAUGAUGCGUUGGAAGGAAGAAAUCGAGUUACUGCGGGAAGAAAUGCGUUGA